AUGGAAACGUUACCGCCCGAGAUAAUCACGGAAAUCCUGGAGUACCUGUCGUUUGACGACCGGCGCCGGAUGGCCCUGGUCAACAGGACGUUCCGGUACGCGUCCCUGCACCCGGCGCUGUCGCAACAAGAGCUGUUCGUGUACACCGCGCCGGUGCAGCGGCUGCGGGUGGACGACCGGCGGCGACGGUUCGAGGACUUUAAAAAAGCGUUGCGCGAGCCCCGGAGAAAGCGGUUGUGCCUGAAAUUCUGCGGCACGAACCGCGCAGACAUCGGCAGGAUAUUCAACAGCGGCGCUGGUUGGCCGUCGUCCGUAGUGUCCCUGCACCUGGACAACCAGAGCUGUCUGACCGACUCGUUCUUGGACGCGAUCACCAACUGUUGCGACGGUCUGGAAGAGCUACGCCUCGAGAACAUCGGCCGGAUGUGCUUGGCCGACAAGCCCCGGCGACCGAUGCUCGCGUUGCGCAGCGUGCGCUUGCACUGCGUGGGCGUGUCGGACAGGUGUUUCAACGUGCUCAUGAGUUGUGCCCCGAACGUGGCGGACGUGUGCAUCGAUGACUGUCAGACGUACGAGUGGCUGGACCACGCGAACGCGACCAUCGAUAACGGUAUUUCCAACGCGGGGCUAUCGGACGCCAACAUCGUCGGCUACCUGCAGGGCACUGCGGCCAGCACCGUGGACAGCCUUCAAUUGUACCAGUGUUGUCACGUGUUCGGCGCGAUGCGGUCUCAGGUCCUUCGGCUCAAGUCCCUGCUGCUGAGUCAGGACAAACCGUACCUGAGCACGUGCCGGACGAUCGACUACGACAAACUAGAAUCGGCAUUGGCCCUACAAGUGUCGCUGCAGUGGUUGGAAAUCAAUCACCUCCCGGCACGUCUACUCGCGGCCGUGUCCGGGCUGCGCGGUCUCCGGCAUUUGACGUUGAACUUGAAUAUUAGUCGCGACGACGUGGGAUGUCUGCGAGAAUUUUCGGAAUCUUUGCGUGACAUGAAGCGUAUCAGGACGUUGGCCGUGAACCGAGUGGUCGCGACAUCGGCGGACAAAGAACGCGAUAUGCUACUUCAGACGUUCGCGAUACCGGAAUGCGCGUACGAGUCCCUGACGUCCUUGGAUUGUUCGUUAGACAGCAGUCUGUGCGCGUUGCGUGCCGGCAAACGGUUGACAAGUUUACGGAUUCGAAACGGUGACGUCCUGUCGGCCGGAAGUUUGCGACUGUUGUUCGAAAACCUCGUCGGUCUGAGACGUCUGUGGAUCGACAACUGCGUCUGUCUGGACGAUGACGUCAUGUCCGGCUUGCCGGUGUCUAAUCUCAGAGGGUUGGUUUCUCUAAAGAUAUUCAACGCAAAUUUGACAUACAGAUGUCUGCCACACAUUAAACUUUUGCAUUUAAGCGUCUUGAUCAUCGACAAUAUGUCAUUAGGACCGUGCGUUGCAUUGAGCAAUUUGUCUGAUUUCGAUUAUUGUUUAAAAACAUUUAGUUGUUUUGUUCCCGCUUUAACUCAACUCGAAUUACAACUCUUGGCGGGCCGGAUCUGGCCCGCGGGCCGUAGGUUGGAGACCCCUGCCAUAGAGUAUAAUACAAAGAAAUGUCGCGGUCGAUUACAUUCAUCUAGACAAAAUGUAGUUCAUACUACUGAACAUAACCAUGUUGCCGAUAUUGUAAAAGCUGAAGCUAAAGAAGUAAUGGCAAGACUUAAAAAUAUUGCAAAAACUUCUCAACUUAGUACCCAUUCUGUAUUAGGAACACUGACAUCACAGCAUGUUGAAUCUCUAACUCAAAGGUUUUUCUCACAAAAAAGAUUAAAAAAUGUUGGACUACUUUCAAUUCCACAUUUCUAG
This is a messenger RNA of Melanaphis sacchari, 1842 nucleotides long. RefSeq lists its product as uncharacterized. Gene Ontology annotation, molecular function: protein binding. NCBI's taxonomy places the organism in Eukaryota, Metazoa, Arthropoda, Insecta, Hemiptera, Aphididae. The coding region runs from base 1 to 1842 and encodes 613 amino acids. The transcript has 7 exons. The record is from RefSeq and is a predicted model, not a curated record.